AGACUUCCUAAAACUUCCUGCGUGAAAUUUGGGUUUCGAGAUUUGAAUUUCCUGCCAUGGAUUCUGUGAGAUGAGCACUGCGAACGCCUUAUCUCAACCCUGUCCCUGCUCUUAGCUUCGUUGCUAUGUCUGCCACUUCGAGAGGUCUCAUUUCUUGUCUCAGGCUUCCCUCAUUUGCUCCAACAACAACAAUAAUUAGAAGUAGUUAUCAAUUCAGGAGAUUCUCUUCUCAGCCUGUGAUUAUCGAAGAUGAUAACGAUUUCGAUAGUGGAGGGCCGAGAAUCAUCGAAGCGAAACCGGGAGUUAUGACUUCUGAUUCGAAGAGGACCGGUGCAAUCGCCGUUAAAUGUGGGAUGACGGCGGCUUGGGAUAAGUGGGGAGCUAGGGUUCCAAUCUCGGUCCUCUGGUUGGACGACAACAUUGUAUCGCAGGUGAAGACGAUCGAGAAGGAAGGAAUCACAGCCUUACAGGUUGGGUGCGGACAGAAAAAGGCGAAACAUUUGACGAAACCUGAAUUGGGUCACUUUAGAGCUCAAGGAGUUCCAUUGAUGAGGAAGCUGAGGGAGUUUCCGGUGACAGAGGAUGCACUUCUUCCUGUUGGUACUCCGAUAACUGUUCGUCAUUUUGUUCCAGGCCAAUAUGUUGAUGUAACAGGGAUUACUCGUGGGAAAGGAUUUCAGGGUGGUAUGAAAAGAUGGGGAUUUUCAGGAAUGCCUGCGUCUCAUGGUGCUUCAUUAUCACAUCGAAGUAUUGGUUCUACUGGUCAACGAGAUGCUCCUGGAAAGGUUUUCAAAGGCAAGAAAAUGCCUGGGCGCAUGGGUGGGAAGCAGUGCACAGUUAAAAAUGUAUGGGUCUACAAGAUAGAUCCAGCAAGGAACUUGAUGUGGGUCAGAGGCCAGGUUCCAGGUGCAGAAGGGAACUUUGUGUUUAUUAAGGAUGCUUUUUACAACAAACCAGAUAUUUCUUUGCUUCCAUUCCCAACUUAUUUUGCUGCACAAGACGAGGAUGUUUCUGAGUUGGAACCUAUAGUUGCUGAUCUUGGGGAAGUAGAUCCAUUCAUGGCUGGAGAUUAACGAGUCAGUGUCCUCAAUAUUGACACAUAAGCUCAUCUUUUUUCUUUCCCCCUCAAUCGGAUCGGCUAGCUUGCUGUCUUUUUCAGAUUAUAGGUAGUGGAGUGGGUUCGUGAUCAAAGAACCAAUGAAAAAUGUUGGUAAUUCACCUUCAUCCAUUCUAAUAUGGAUAGGGAAUUGAAGAAAGGAGGAUGGAGGCAGAGCUUGUAAUUUUAUUCUUGAUUUAACAUUACCUGUGGUUUGAAUUGAGUCGGCGUAAACUUCUGCAGGAAUUUUGUUUCAAAUAAUUGUUGGCAGUUUUGGCCCAUAUAUAAAUCUCAAGCACUUCAAUGUCUGUUUUGUU
Molecule: messenger RNA, 1413 nt
Organism: Telopea speciosissima
Lineage: Eukaryota; Viridiplantae; Streptophyta; Magnoliopsida; Proteales; Proteaceae
Product: 50S ribosomal protein L3-2, mitochondrial-like
Exons: 5
Coding region: 126-1073 (315 amino acids)
Biological process (GO): translation
Cellular component (GO): mitochondrial large ribosomal subunit; ribosome
Molecular function (GO): structural constituent of ribosome
Source: RefSeq, a predicted model, not a curated record